Molecule: messenger RNA, 2776 nt
Organism: Amoebophrya sp. A120
Lineage: Eukaryota; Dinophyceae; Syndiniales; Amoebophryaceae
Source: the annotation of a GenBank genome assembly
CUUUGUUCUAGAUCAUCUACAGAAAAAAAUAUUGUUAACGUUAAGAUGGUAUCGCUAGAAAAUAGUUCUCGGGCAGAGGUUCGAUCUUUUUCUAAUCUGUUUCCCUUUUUUGGGAAGCGAAGCAAGCAGAACACUUUCAACCAAAAUCAGCAAAAGCGCAGAUGUUUUUCCCGGGAGUUUUGCGGGGAGCAGCCAAGAUUAGGCAGUGCUGCAAGAGGACACAAGAAAUGCGCAGCGCAGUGUCGGACUGAAGUAAAUGAGUUCGCUGCCGUUUAUUUUCACAAAAUUGAUUUGCUUAUGUUCAAACUUUUCACCAAAGCGCAGGUCUAAGGUACUACCCCACGAUAGAAGCAAGCGGCCUUUCAGCACUACCACACAGCAACAGGUCGUCAAGCGACAUGAUCACAGCGAGACAUACUACAUUUUUUCACACGAUUUCUGGUUGGAUUCUACAUGUUGAUGUUAGAAGAGUAGAACGUGGUCGUAAAAACGUUGAAACAUCACGAAUAAACAUAGCUUCUUCAUCAGGAUAGGAACCUUCGAGGUGACGACCGUGAGGAUUGAGAUUGGUGCGACACAGCAUCUGUUUCCCUGAGCAAACCGCGGCAAAAACCUGGAACGAAACGCAUCGGGAUCGGCGAGGAGAGGAACACGAAUUAAUAGUCCACUUUCCUCGGGGCAACAUCGUCCAUUUGAUCCUAGCAUUUUCAAUCCACCUUAUCCUGAAAACAAAGCAAAACCAGGAGGCACACAGCGACAAUGGCGAAGCAUUUGGCAAACAUCUACGGUAAGGCUAUCAUUUCUGUGGAGCACAGCUAUGAGUAGACGGAUUCACAUCCUACUUUUCGUUUCUUCAUAUGGUUUUCUUGGUGGAGCAGGGAUAAAUGAAAAUGAAUUGAAGAGUCUAACAAAAAAUUACUAACUUCCCAGGUACCGAAGAGGACCGAGUGAAUUGCCCGUUUUACUUCAAAGUCGGGGCCUGCAGAAACGGCGAUCAAUGCAGUCGGCAGCACAACCGACCAACGAGCUCGCAAACGUUGUUGUUGAGUCACAUGUAUAGCGUUUCUUUGAUUUUUGCUUUCCCAUUCAACUUCGCAUGUUGACAAAUUUCAAUAGAUGAGGGAUAGUACCCACUGCCAUUCUUAUUUUCGCAUGAAGACAGCAUGAGCAUCGACAAACAAGAAUUUGAAUUUGUACUUCAUCCGCAGGUACUCCAACACGCAGGAAUCGCUCGCCAUCGCAAGAGAAAUAGACUGGACGGAUGACCAGUACGAUGUGGCGCAGAAGCAUCUGGAGCGUAUAAUUCGUUGAUAAAUUAUGCUCUUCCAAAAGUUCUGGUGCUGCUGCUGGUUUCGUUAGCUUCUAUGUAAAGUGACACAUGCAUACAUGACCACAUCUGAGUCGUAAUUUCUGUUGAUGAGAACAAGCGCAAUCAUGCUCAACAUCAUGCUUCAUCGCAAUACAAAUUUCACAAAUUGUGGUCCAACCUAUAUUUCACAGAAUUCUACGAGGAGGUGUUUCAGGAAAUGGCAAAUUUUGGCGAGAUCGAGGAUAUGGUGGUCGUCGACAACAUAAGCGACCACAUGGUCGGGAACAUAUACGUGAAAUACUACCGAGAGGAGGACGCGGAGAAGGCAUUGGAAAAUUUAACGGGCCGGUACUACGGCGGAGAGUUGAUCCAAGCGGAGUUCUCCCCCGUCUCGGACUUUCGGGAAGCCAGGUGUAGGCAGUUCCACGAAAGCAGCUGCAAUCGGGGAGGGUACUGCUGAUAAUGCACUUUUUAUUUCAGAUGAUAAUGAUUCUCAUUCUGAAAUGUUAAUGUUGACACGGAUGGCAACUACAUGGGUCUGCUUCUAUGUUGCCCUCGGGACAAUUAUAAAAAAACUAGAUCUUUUGUUCGUCAUUAUCUCAUUUCAACGCCAUAGAAAUCCAAACCCCCACAACCACCCCCAGGUACUGCAACUUUAUGCACAUCAAGCACAUUCCCCGUGCCGUGAAGGCGAGGCUCGUGCGUGGCAUGUAUGAAGAACACCCGGAAUUUCUCGAGCGCGAUAACAAGAAGAGGAAAGCAGCGCGAGGCAAAUCCCGAGAGCGGGAAGACCGAGGGAGAGGAGGGGAUCGAGGCCGCGACCGGGACCGAGGUAGAGACGACCGGUAUGAGCGAAGCGACAGGGGCAGGGAUAAAGGCGGAAGAGACGAUCGCGGCAGAGAGCGGGACCGCGGGAGAGGUGACGGCGACUUGGGGGCGAAGUAUUGAAUUGUUUUUUUCGAGGACCAUGUUUGUUGUCGUUUUCAUUCAGUGCUGAGAUUCGAAUCCGAAUUUUGUACUAUGUAUCCGAGGUCGUGGACUGACACGAAAAUCAGCCUCACCAUGAGCAACUACGCACACUGACACUUCUCAUGUCUACAUAACAACAUCAUGGACGAGGAAAUACAAACCAUCAAAACAGGAUCCACCGCUCCAACAGUGAGGAGCGACGAGCCAUGAUCGCCCAAUGGGCAGACGACGACAAAAAAGAGGACCUGUACUGCCAACCCACCUCAAUCUAGAUGUUGACGCAAGAAUUUUACGCAGCUACCCACCAGCGACGUGGCUUUUGGUCGUUCUUUUGGCUCCCGCCCCCUUGUGCUGGUCGCCUACUCGAUGGCUUCUUUGCUCAAAGCUGGUCGCCAUCAGACACACACAUCAUCCAAACGGAAUUGCGCGAAGGAAUGAAAAAAGAAAAGAACGACACAAAGAGAAAAAAAGGAGAAUUAGUCGCGUCAUGAAGAGCAG